AUGAUGCAAGACACGACGUUAACGCAAGACUUACUCCCGGCGAAAAAGCUCACGUUCGUGGACGCGACCCACGAGUUGACGCAGAGCGUCACCGAGUACGAGCGUUACUUCUUUCCCGGUACUAAGAGUAACGAUAACAAAGAAAAAGAAGAAGACGUGACGUUGAUUAAAAAAGCAAAGAAAGAUCCCAACGCGCACAGUUUACGAAGGUAA
Molecule: messenger RNA, 213 nt
Organism: Bathycoccus prasinos
Lineage: Eukaryota; Viridiplantae; Chlorophyta; Mamiellophyceae; Mamiellales; Bathycoccaceae
Exons: 1
Coding region: 1-213 (70 amino acids)
Source: RefSeq, a predicted model, not a curated record